GAUGACCCGGAAGUGAUCCCUGGAGCGCGGGCCGCGUGGAUCGUCUACUGGGAGUCGGUGCCGCGGCCGCUGAGAUGACCAAAAUAAAGGGAGAUCCCGACGGGCAAGAGGCUCAGGCGGAGGCGUGCACCGGGGAGCGCACUUACCACGAGCUGCUGGUGAAUCUGAACCCCAUCGCACAGCCCCUGGCUUCUCGCCGCCUUACUCGGAAGCUCUACAAAUGCAUCAAGAAAGCCGUGAAGCAGAAGCAGAUUUGGCGCGGGGUGAAGGAGGUUCAGAAGUUUGUCAACAAAGGCGAGAAAGGGAUCAUGGUUUUGGCAGGAGACACGUUGCCCAUUGAGGUAUACUGCCACCUCCCGGUUAUGUGCGAGGACCGGAGUCUGCCCUACGUCUACAUCCCCUCGAAGACAGACCUGGGAGCGGCUGCGGGCUCCAAGCGCCCCACCUGCGUGAUAAUGGUCAAGCCCCACGAAGACUACCAGGAGGCCUAUGACGAGUGCCUGCAGGAGGUGCAAGCCCUGCCCCUGCCGCUGUGAAGGCCUUGGCAGCAGCCUGGGCGCCUGCUCCGGAAGCUGGGUGGCUGGCCGGGGCCCACUGGCCGCUCUCCUGCUGCGCACCCUCAGCGUCGCCCAGUCUCCUGAAGCACAUAUUUCCCCCCGGGCAGCUCCAACAGCAUGUUCUCCCCCGGGUGCUGUUUCCUGUUGAGUUUCCUGGCACUAGGUUCCAAGGAGGUGUGAAGGGAAGUAAAAGCUAAGGCUAUAA
Messenger RNA from Pteronotus mesoamericanus, 762 nucleotides. It is a transcript of the gene NHP2, whose product is annotated as NHP2 ribonucleoprotein. Gene Ontology annotation, biological process: snRNA pseudouridine synthesis; rRNA pseudouridine synthesis; maturation of LSU-rRNA. NCBI's taxonomy places the organism in Eukaryota, Metazoa, Chordata, Mammalia, Chiroptera, Mormoopidae. Gene Ontology annotation, molecular function: box H/ACA snoRNA binding. The coding region runs from base 75 to 536 and encodes 153 amino acids. The transcript is spliced from 4 exons. The record is from RefSeq and is a predicted model, not a curated record. Gene Ontology annotation, cellular component: nucleolus; box H/ACA snoRNP complex; cytosolic large ribosomal subunit.